AUGGCAGUGCCGGGCGAGGCCGCCCAAGACCAGGCCAAGCAGGGCCUCGGAAGGGCGAGUCCCGCCCAGGUGUCCAGCUGGGACCACCACCGUCGGGGUGCGUCCCCUCCAUCUCUGUGGAGCCCGGAUUGCCGAGGUUGUUGGGGAGUCCAGGCGCUGCAACCACUCCGGCGCUCGCCGCAACUCUCCUCGGCGUUGUGCGCGGGCUCCCUGUCCGUGCUGCUGGCGCUGCUAGUGAGGCUGGUCAGCGGGGAGGUCGGAGGCAAGCUGGAGUCGAGUCAGGAGGCGGCGGCCGAGGAGGAGGAGGAGGAAGGAGCCCGAGGGGGCGUCUUCCCGGGCCCUCGGGGAGGUGCUCCCGGGGGCGGCGCGCAGCUCAGCCCUUGGCUGCAGCCGGCCGCGCUGCUCUUCAGUCUCCUGUGCGCCUUCUUCUGGAUGGGCUUGUGCCUGCUGCGCGCCGGGGUGCGCCUGCCUCUGGCCGUCGCGCUGUUGGUCGCCUGCUGUGCCGGGGAAGCGCUGGUGCAGCUCUCUCUGGGCGUGGGGGACGGUCGCCUGCUGUCACUGCCCGCCGCGGGGGUCCUGCUCAGCUGCCUGGGUGGCGCGACAUGGCUGGUGCUGAGACUGAGGCUGGGCGUCCUCAUGGUCGCCUUGACUAGCGCGCUCCGGACGGUGGCCCUGGUUUCCCUGGAGAGGUUCAAGGUCGCCUGGAGACCUUACCUGGCUUACUUGGCGGCCGUGUUGGGGUUGCUGCUGGCCAGGUACGCCGAGCAGAUCCUGCCGCAGUGCUCCGGGCCGGCUCCGCCCAGGGAGCGGUUUAGGUCCCAGCUGAGCGCGAGGACCAAGGAAGAGAUUCCGGGGUGGAAGAGGAGGAGGCGGUCCAGCUCCGUGGUGGCCGGCGAGAUGUCUGGCUGCAGCGGCAAGUCGCACCGGAGGACCUCCCUGCCCUGCAUACCCAGGGAGCAGCUUAUGGGUCAUUCAGAAUGGGACCACAAAAGAGGGCCACGAGGAUCCCAGUCAGGAACCAGCAUCACCGUGGAUAUUGCCGUGAUGGGCGAGGCCCAUGGCCUCAUUACAGACCUCCUUGCAGACCCUUCCCUGCCUCCGAAUGUGUGCACAUCCCUGAGGGCCGUAAGCAACCUGCUCAGCACCCAGCUCACCUUCCAAGCCAUCCACAAGCCCAGAGUGAACCCCACUGUAACUUUCAACGAGAAUGUCUGCUCUGAUUCUGAGGAGGGCUUGGAGAAAGACAAACUGGCUAUUCCCAAGCGCCUGAGAAGAAGUUUGCCCCCAGGCUUGCUGAGAAGAGUCUCGUCGACUUGGACAACCACCACCUCUGCCACGGGUCUGCCCACCUUGGAGCCUGCACCAGUGCGGAGGGACCGAAGUGCCAGCAUAAAGCCGCAUGAAGCACCUGUGCCCAGUGCUCUGAAUCCCGACUCUUGGAAUGCCCCAGUGUCGACGACUCUCACCAAGAGCAGAUCCUUCACUUCAUCUUAUGCCAUCUCUGCAGCUAACCAUGUAAAAGCUAAAAAACAAAACAGGCCAGGUAGCCUUGCUGAAAUUUCACCUGUACCCUCACCCUCGUCCUCGCCUCCUCAAGGGUCACCUGCCCGGAGUCCCGUUGGCAACGUCACUUCAGCACAGUUUCCAGAAUCCCCUGAAAUAACUGCCAAGCGGGGCCCUGGAUCUCACAGGGCCUUAACUUACACCCAAAGUGCCCCUGACCUGUCCCCUCAGAUCCUGCCUCCACCUGUCGUAUGUAGCAGCUGUGGCAGACCUUAUUCACAAGGGAAUCCUCCUGAUGGACCCUCAGAGAGAAGUGGCCCAGCCAUUCAGAAACCAAACAGAGCAGAUGAUACUUCCCAAGUUACCUCUGACUAUGAGACCAAUAACAACAGUGACAGCAGUGACAUUUUGCAAAAUGAAGAGGAGGUCGAAUGCCAGAGAGAGCCACCGAGGAAAGCAUCGGCUUGUGGCACCUAUACUUCCCAGACCAUGAUCUUUCUGGACAAACCAAUUCUUGCUCCUGAACCCCUAGUCAUGGAUAACCUGGACUCAAUUAUGGAUCAGUUAAACACCUGGAAUUUUCCAAUUUUUGAUUUAGUGGAAAAUAUAGGAAGAAAAUGUGGCCGUAUUCUGAGCCAGGUAUCAUACAGACUGUUUGAAGACAUGGGCCUCUUUGAGGCCUUUAAAAUCCCGGUUAGGGAAUUUAUGAAUUACUUUCAUGCUUUGGAGAUCGGAUACAGGGACAUACCUUAUCAUAAUAGAAUCCAUGCCACUGAUGUUUUGCACGCUGUGUGGUAUCUCACAACGCAGCCCAUUCCUGGCCUCCCAAGCGUGAUUAGUGAUCACGGAUCAGCAAGCGACUCGGAUUCUGACAGUGGAUUUACACACGGACACAUGGGAUAUGUGUUUUCAAAAAUGUAUCAUGUGUCAGAUGACAAAUAUGGAUGUCUGUCUGGGAAUAUCCCAGCCUUAGAGUUGAUGGCCUUGUAUGUCGCCGCAGCCAUGCAUGACUACGAUCAUCCAGGGAGGACAAAUGCUUUCCUGGUUGCCACUAGUGCUCCUCAGGCGGUGCUGUACAAUGACCGUUCAGUUCUGGAAAACCAUCAUGCAGCUGCAGCGUGGAAUCUCUUCAUGUCCCGGCCAGAGUAUAAUUUCCUAGGUAACCUGGACCAUGUGGAAUUUAAGCAUUUCCGGUUCCUAGUCAUUGAAGCAAUUUUGGCUACUGACCUGAAGAAACACUUUGACUUUGUAGCCAAAUUUAAUGCCAAGGUGAACGACGAUGUUGGGAUAGAUUGGACCAAUGAAAAUGAUCGUCUCCUGGUGUGUCAAAUGUGUAUAAAGUUGGCAGACAUUAAUGGGCCUGCUAAAUGUAAAGAACUCCACCUGAAGUGGACGGAGGGCAUCGCCAGUGAGUUUUAUGAGCAGGGUGAUGAAGAAGCCAGCCUCGGUUUGCCCAUAAGUCCCUUUAUGGACCGCUCUGCCCCGCAGCUGGCCAACCUUCAAGAAUCUUUUAUCUCACACAUUGUGGGUCCUCUAUGCCACUCGUAUGACUCUGCGGGUCUCAUGCCAGGAAAAUGGGUGGAUGACAGUGAUGAUUCAGGAGACACUGAUGACCCAGAAGAAGAGGAGGAAGAAGCUGAAACACCAAAUGAGGAAGAAACCUGUGAAAAUAAUACAGCUCCCAGAAAGAAAACUUGCAAAAGGAGGAAAAUCUACUGCCAAAUAACUCAGCACCUCCUGCAGAACCACAUGAUGUGGAAGAAAGUGAUUGAAGAGGAACAGGGCUUAGCAGGCCUGGAGAACAAGUCCCUGGACUCAGCCCCUUUGCAGCAUCCCUCAGAGCAGAUCCAGGCUAUCAAGGAGGAAGAGGAAGAGAAAGGGAAGCCAAGAAUUGAGGAGAGCCCUGCUCCACAGCCAGACCUGUGACCAUGGGUAGAGCGAGCCAUGCUUGCAUACAGAAUUACUUGUCCCGGACACUUUCCAAGCCAGCACAACACUUAGACACAACACUGUAGAAUACCAGAAGGUGGGCAAAUGGCUACAGCAUUUGGGGAAUUCUUCACAUUUUUGUGUGUUUCCUUUUACAGUAAGGGAUGAUGCUGAAGGCUAGCUUUCACUUUGCGACACCAGUGACUAAGGAUCGUUUUAUCAAAGAGAAAUAUAUGUGUGUGUAUAGAUUCCCACAUAGGCUCAUGUAAGACUUAUAGUCACGUGUAACACAUGCACACUGAUAGCCAGGAUGCCUGACUCCACAAGGUAGCAACAGUCAUAUUAAGAUAUAUAGAGGUCACUGUGACAUAGACAUCUUAAAGGAUGAAAACCCAAGAGGAAAUUGCAGCUUAGCAAGAAAACAAACGUAGGCUCAAGACUGACCAGCUUUUGUUCUCCCUACUGAAGGGACGAACGUUCUAGAACAUUGUUGGGAUUCUAAUGCGUCCUGCCAACUGUGUGUGUAAGGGUGUGUGUGUGUGUGUGUGUGUGUGUGGAGAGAGAGAGAGAGAGAGAGAAAGAGAGAGAGAUGUUUGUAUACGUGUGUGUGUGUGUCUGUGUGUGUGUAUGUAAAGGGAGAUGUUUGUGGUUUUAGUUGUUCAUAGACUAGCUGUAGCAGGUGAUGAAGUACAUGUGAACAUACAGAAGGAAGUCCUUUCUGGAGUGUCUUUUAUUGGCAGCCUUCCUCCAUUUAGCUUCUCCGAAGGUUCUUUUGGGAGGGAGGGCUUGUGUGGGCCACAUGAUAGGUACUACUACUACUUGCCACACGGAGGCGCCCUACCAUCAGCCUCACACUCCAAGGACUGAGGCUUUCUGGUCUACUUGCCUAAUGAAUGUAUAAGGUGUGUGUGUGUGAGUACACAUGUCACUCACCUAUGAUCAAAUCACCAUGGGAGGAAAUACCGUUCUUUACUGGUGGGCACCCAAGAGGAGCUGGAGUCAGUUUUAAAAGGGUGCUGGGAAAGGCUCGGGAAGUUACCGUUAGUGAUGAUACCCUGUGUCUUCUCAAUUUGCUGCAAGACGUGUUGUGGUAAAAAAGGCAGUCAACAAACUCAUCGUGGGAUUUACAAGAGAUGAAGGUGAAAUGCCAACUUAGGGCAUUGAAGUUGGCCUCAGGAAAGCUGACCCUUGGCAACUGUUGCACGUUGUUUGCUCUGACAUCCCUUGUUGUGGUCUUCCAUACACCGUGUGAUGCCACAGCAUGGCCUUGCAGUCUGGUCCAUGGUCAUGCUCCUUUUGGAGAGGAAGAUUAUAGGUUGUUGAUUAUUGUUUGUGGCCAGACCAUUGUAAGCUGUUUGGGUUGUUUUGUUUUCUACACUUGUUUAUGCUGUGAGCCAAACCUCUAUUUAAAAAGUUGAUACUCACUUUCAAUAUUUUAUUAGAUAUUAUUACAUAUGUCAUGACUAGUUACCAUGAUGUAAAUAUAAAGGUUUUUUUGUUGUUGUUGUUGUUUCUGUAGAUAGUAAACUUUUUUUAAGAAAGAGGGGGAAAAGGGAAACAUUUUGUAGUUAUAUUUUAAUCACCAUUUUAUACAUUGUAACGGUCUCCAAGCCCAGUAGUCAGGUGAUGGUUCACUGUGGAGUCUGAGGGCCACCUGCCAUCCCUGCUCUAGUUUGAGUCAUGAUCUGAUACAGUUGUUUUGCUGUUAAAAUUACAGCAUUGCAAAGACAACAGCUUUUGCUGACUGACUUAAUUUGAUGUCUUUCCCUCCCUGAUGAAAACCUUUCUUAACCAACUUGUUAACAUUUCUCUCUGGAUUCUAUUGUUUGUAGCUCCUGGUUCAGUUCUGUGUUCACAGGAUUCUAGUCAACCUACCCUCAAAGCUUGUGUAUUGAUUUCUGCCCUUUCACAUUCUUGAUUGUUUACAUUAAAAACCUCUUUGUCUCCCAUAUAUGGGUAGUGUACCCUUCCCUUCAAAAUUAUAAUCUUAUGGUAAUUCAUAGCAUUUUUUUCAAGAGAGACAAAGAUGAAAUCAAAUAUUUCAAUGCAUAUUUUCUACUUAAUAUAUUAAUGCAAGGAGGAUCAAAAAGAUUAAGGCUUCAUCCACACAAUUAGAAUGUUUCAUUAUAUUUCUGAGUUAACAGCAGGUCUUCAGCAUUUAGCAAGCCCUGAAUCAUUUCUUCCUUCUUCAUGGUGUCCAUGCGUCUCUGUUUAUAAAUCUAUUCUGAAACAAGAACCCUCCUUUGGUAAAGGUACCCUUCUGCUGCAACAGAAAUGAUAGACAAAGCUCUUCGCUGCAUGCCCUUCACAUCUGCCCGUGCUCAUUCCCAUCUCCAAAUACCUGUAUCACACACAUAAAUAGUCAAACAAGCUAUGUAUGGAGUAAGUGGAUCAGCAGGUCUGUUGGGAGUAUUUUUAUUGGCAGUUUGAAUAAAGCCACAGAAUCAGAGUAGGAGCCCUGCUGGUUAUAUGGGGGGAGAGGGUUCUCAGAAAACUGCCUAAUUUGGCUUGUUUUAAGGUACAUGAAAUAACAGGAUCAUGACCAAAGCAAUUUGAAUCUAUUUGUUCCAGAAUUGUACUCAUUUCUCCAAGCAUAUUUAAGUUUUUCCUUAGCAAACAAACAAGUGUCAUUCUUCUCAAACCAAAAGGCAACAAACUGAAAAGGGUGGAGCCCCACCAAGCCUAUGACCUAGAGAUCCACCCUGAUAAAUCUCAAAGGCAAUUAAACAACAUCCAAAGUGUUUUUCAUGAAUGAUGCUGUCCACCUUCUUGGUGACAGCAAUAUUACUGUGUUCACCUCCAACUUCAGAGUUAACUUCCUGUGGUGCCAAUGUGUUUGAUGCAAUUUACUACAGUUUUAUAUGAGCCUAUACAGGUGCCAAACUGAUAAACUCAGGUCUCCCAGCGAAAGGAUUUCUACUCACUUAGGGAAAGGAUAGUUUCAUAGACAGCUAUAAUGCACCGGUGGUAGGAGAAAAUGGAACCAGUUGCUCUCUGUGGAGUAAAAGCAUAAACAUAUUCUGGGUGUUAUCCAUGUUAUUUUCAGCAUACUAAUAAAAUGUCUUUAUGGUGAUCGAUGCCAGCUGACCUUUCAAAUACUAUUUCCUUAGUAAAAUAACUGAAGAAAACAAUUGUUCUCAUUUAUGUAAGACCUGGUUUUGUUCUCAGUAGGAGAUGAACUCAGUCCUGAAUGUUCUCUAGUUGUCAUUACCUGGCAUUGAGGCAAUUGUCUCCUGUUGGAGAAAGCAUCAGCUUUCUACCCCUAUCAUGUCCUGUUCUGUCUGCUUGGGAUUGAGUCCAAAGCAGACAUUAGCUGUAGCAGCCCCAGUAACCCAAGGAGAAAAACUGAAUACCUUGCCGACUGUUUAGUAGAUGUCUAUAUUUGCAGUUUCCCCAUGCCCUCUGCCUUUCUUUCCCAGAGAACUUUCUUGAAGGUAAAAGCUGUGCAAAAGGCACGAGACUCAGGCCUAUUAUUUGUUUAAAUGAUGGAAAAGUAUAAGUUAUUUUCUAAAUAAUAAAAAUAUGAAAAUUAUUGUAAAUAAAGUCUAAAACUUGAAAUGAUUUCUUCAUAAAAGUGAAGUAUUUGUGUGGUGAACAACUCCUGAACAAUGGGAAAUGAAUAAUCCAGAAGUCCUGUCUAUUCUGCUUUGGCACCUGCUCUUGGUGCUUCCAUGAAGCAGGGGCCUCCAUUGUCCUCUCUUAGGGUAGCCAUUAGAAGCACAGGGAAAACCAUAAGGAAGGGCUUGUUAGCCUUCCCUCCUUCCUAAUCCUGAUCCCCAUUAGAUACCUCUCUUGAUUUUUGUGCCAUUAGCAAUUAAGCUGCCUUUUCAACUGGCUGACAACUACAGCCACAGACUAAGUCAAAAUUCUUUUUGACUUUCAGGUCCUAGUGUGUGUGCAGAAUGGGGCAACAACAAAAAUUUGUAUGUCAAUAGUUUGGCCCCAGAUAACUGAAAGACUCGAUAAUCAUGUGCUUUGAAACGGAAGUCAUUUUCUGCCAUUACCAUACCCCCUGAGCAAUGAAAUACUGCAUGAUCUCACACGAGGGAGUCAUGAUUAUAGAAUAAGAACACACUAAUAUACAUUAUGCGGCAUGGAUAUCAGUAAUCCAUGUUCCUACUUUAUACACUGCAUGUCCUGAAAUGGUGUUACUUUUACAUUACAUAAUACUUUUUUCCUUACCUAAGAGUUAGUCUUGGUCGUUACUCUAGUAAAUUACCUUAAGAACUGGUUAGAUUCAAUGACUAAGAUAUUUGACCUUCUGUGUGUGAGUACUUUAGACAUGUCUGCAGAUGCAAAAAUGAAGUAGGUAGGACUCAAUCUGCUGCUUCAAAGGGUAAUGUUGAUCCUUGAGUUUUUUUAAUGUCACAAAGACUACCAGUAUAUAUACUAUAUACUUUUGAGUUGGACUGAAGGCUCCACUUUUCUUAGUAUCAUGUGUUGGCAUUGUAGGUGUAUACCCCCCAAAGUGGCAUGGCACACAGGGGAAAGACAGCCUUCUCUUAUAGAUAAAUGUUCAGUAUGGCCAUGUUCACCCUAGACUCCUUGCUCUGUAUUAAGAAGUGGCUCUUAAUCAUUAAAACUAGCAAAAACUAAUAUUAAAUC
Messenger RNA from Chionomys nivalis (European snow vole), 8037 nucleotides. It is a transcript of the gene Pde3a, whose product is annotated as phosphodiesterase 3A. The record is from RefSeq and is a predicted model, not a curated record. Bases 1 to 3429 code for a protein of 1142 amino acids. The transcript has 16 exons. Gene Ontology annotation, molecular function: 3',5'-cyclic-AMP phosphodiesterase activity. Gene Ontology annotation, biological process: oocyte maturation; positive regulation of oocyte development. Lineage: Eukaryota; Metazoa; Chordata; Mammalia; Rodentia; Cricetidae. Gene Ontology annotation, cellular component: cytosol.